Messenger RNA from Chondrus crispus (carragheen), 546 nucleotides. RefSeq lists its product as hypothetical. The record is from RefSeq and is a predicted model, not a curated record. Lineage: Eukaryota; Rhodophyta; Florideophyceae; Gigartinales; Gigartinaceae. The coding region runs from base 1 to 546 and encodes 181 amino acids. The transcript has a single exon.
AUGGCAUCGCAGCAGGACUGUUACGCCGUGGGCAAGUUCCAGGGCACCUUUUUGCUUCAUCCCACCGUCACGCUCGUGUCGGACACGGAGCUCGCGCUUUCAUGUAGCGCGGCGGCGCUGGGGCUCAUCUUCCUGGUGUCGUUUUACGUCAAGGAAUUGAAGCGCAAGACAUCGACCUAUUGCCAUCUCGCGCUCAUUGUGUUCUUCCAGUUCUUGUCGUACGCACUCGAGGCGCUGCCGUUACAUACCGCGCUCAGUAGUGAGAUCAGCGCGAGGGACUGGAGUUCGAUGUUUGCGUUUGUCGACGCAACAAAAGGGGUUAACGGAGGGGAGAAUAAGACCGUGCUGAUCCUCACCGGCGUGUUAGGGGAGGUUAAGCAUUACAAGACCAGGGUGAUGACGGUCGCAGUGCUCACGGCGGCGUUCGACUUCGUGGCGAUCGUGAUUGUGGGUAUGACGAUUACGAGCAAGGUGCUUUGUAUAUGUUCAGAGAAGAGGAAGAACAUGCUAGCCGUGUUGGAGGUUUCGUCGAACAGCACAGCAUGA